Molecule: messenger RNA, 3444 nt
Organism: Sarcophilus harrisii (Tasmanian devil)
Lineage: Eukaryota; Metazoa; Chordata; Mammalia; Dasyuromorphia; Dasyuridae
Gene: NEK8
Product: NIMA related kinase 8
Exons: 15
Coding region: 245-2503 (752 amino acids)
Biological process (GO): protein phosphorylation
Molecular function (GO): ATP binding; protein kinase activity
Source: RefSeq, a predicted model, not a curated record
GGAGCGGCCGGGGAGGGGGGAGGCAGGGCCAGAGGCUGCGCGGGCUCUCCUGGCGGCCCAGCCGGGAGACGCUUCCGUCGGGGCGGGCGGCGGGGGAGCGCGGAGGCGCUGGUUUGGGUUGGCGUCUCCGCUCUGCCGCUUGCUGUGUGUCCUCGAGCCAGUCACUCAGCCCCUCUGGGCCCCCUAGCUGUACAACGGGGCUCACGCCGUUAGCGGCGCCGGCUGCGCUGCUGAGGAACAAUUCAUGGGAAAUACUGGGUCCUCUUUAAAGCGGUUUGGAAGUAUCCGUCACCAAGGUCUGGAAAGCGGGGGUGGAGAAGCCCGGCGCGGGGGGAGGGGACCCACAGCCUGGGACUGCGCCCCUCCCCAGCUGCGAGGGGGCGGGCGCCCGCAAGCCGAGGUCUGCGCAUGCGUCGUCCGUCCCCCCACCGCGCCGCCGCGGCUCCCGGAAGCGCGGGGACGCCAUGGAGAAGUACGAGCGGAUCCGGGUGGUGGGGAGAGGCGCCUUCGGUCCAGCUCUCGGAAGUCCCGCCCUCGCUUCCGGCCCUUGCUUCCCACCCGCAACCGGGCGGGCCAUGAAGUCCCGCCCCUGGGGCGUGUCCCGUUUUGGCCACGCCUUUCUCGGCUCCGCCACGCCCCCAGCCGGGCCCUGUGCGGCACCCCCCCACCCCCCCGCCUGCGACUGCGCAUGUCGGUGCUAAACAUCGGCACCGGCCUUGGGCAAGGCCACCAGGCGGUGAUCAUCAAGCAGAUCCCGGUGGAGCAGAUGACCAAGGACGAGCGGCUGGCCGCCCAGAACGAGUGCCAGGUGCUCAAGUUGCUGAACCACCCCAACGUCAUCGAGUACUACGAGAACUUCCUGGAGGACAAGGCCCUCAUGAUCGCCUGGGAGCCCAGGGGCACGCCCGAGUACAUCCAGAGCCGAACCGCGCUGGACGAGGAGACCAUCCUGCACUUCUUUGUCCAGAUCCUGCUGGCCCUGCACCACGGGCACCCAAUCUCCUGCACCCCAAAAAACCCAGCUUCCUACGGGGCCGGCUCGGGCUUCCUCCGCAGGGCCCCCGCUUCUCCCCGGCCAUUCCUGGCCAGAGGCACCUUUCAGACCCUCUGGUUCCGCCCCCACUUCACAGAACAGAACUGGGGCUCGGCCAGGCGGGGGCCCGGGCUGGAGCCCGGCCAAAUCCUCGCCCAUGCCCCGCCCUCUGCAGGACUGGGCUCCCUGUGCACCUGCAGGGUAGAGAAGCCCCUGGGACGUGUGCCCACGCUUCCCUGUGGCCGGGCAGGUGGCAGAGCCGGUGGCCCCCGCACCCGUGGGGGGCCCCAGGGGCUGCCCCGGCCAGCCAUCCCCCCGCCCCUGUCCUCCGUCUACACCUGGGGCGGCGGGCUCAGCACGCCUACGAGGCUGCCCAUGCUCAACACCGAGGUGGUGCAGGUCUCGGCCGGGCGCACCCAGAAGGCGGGUGUUACGCGCUCAGGGCGCCUCAUCAUGUGGGAGGCGCCUCCCAUGGGUGUAGGGGGGGGCGUCCUGCUGCCCGGAGCCUUGGAGCAACACCAGCCCCAGUUCGUGUCUCGCUUUCUGGAGGGCCAGUCGGGGGUGACCAUCAAGCAUGUGGCCUGUGGGGACCUCUUCACCGCCUGCCUCACUGACCGAGGCAUCAUCAUGACCUUUGGGAGUGGCAGUAACGGCUGCUUGGGGCACGGCAGCUUCACCGACCUCAGCCAGCCUACAAUUGUGGAGGCCCUGCUGGGCUAUGAGAUGGUGCAGGUGGCCUGUGGGGCAUCCCACGUCCUGGCCCUGUCCACAGAGCGAGAGCUGUUUGCCUGGGGCCGUGGGGACGGUGGCCGACUGGGGCUGGGGACCCGGGAGUCUCACAGCUCCCCGCAGCAGGUGCCUGUGCCCCCCGAACAGGAAGCGCAGUGGGUGGUGUGUGGUAUCGACUCCUCCAUGAUCCUCACAGUGCCUGGCCGAGCCCUGGCCUGUGGGAGUAACAGAUUUAACAAGCUGGGCUUAGACCGAGUGUCCCCUGGGGAGGAGCCUGCCCCCCACGACCAGGUAGAAGAAGCCCUGAGCUUCAUGCCCCUUGGCUCUGUACCCCUUGACUCAGAACCUCUAGUGAGUGUUGAUGUGGGCACUGCCCACUCGGCUGCUGUGACGGCUUCUGGUGAAUGCUACACAUUUGGCAGCAACCAGCACGGGCAGCUGGGCACCAGUGCCCGCCGGGGCAGCCGAGCCCCAUGCCUGGUGGCGGGGCUGGAGGGGACCAAGGUGGUGAUGGUGGCUUGUGGGGAUGCCUUUACCGUGGCCAUUGGUGCAGAAGGAGACGUGUACACGUGGGGCAAAGGGGCCCGUGGCCGCCUGGGGCGCAAGGAUGAGGAUGCCGGGCUCCCACGGCCCGUGCAGCUGGACGAAGCUCAGCCCUACACGGUGACUUCUGUGUCCUGCUGCCACGGGAACACCCUGCUGGCCAUCCGCCCCACCACAGAGGAAUCCAUACCGCCCUGAGGGUCUCCAGCUGGAUUUCUGUCCCAGAGAGAACAAAUAGGCCGGCCUCCUGCCCUGUGGGCCACCCCUACCUGGUACGGGUGGAUACCAGCUGCUUGGGCAUGGGCAGUGCCCCCUGGGCAGUCAGGACGUUGCCUCUAAGAAGCUGGCGUGGCUUACCACUGGUACCCGAAGGCCCCGCUGUCCCAGCCCCCCUGCAGUGCCUGGGCCCUGGCUGCCAAGCUCAUCAGGCAUUUGUGCUCACUUCCAGGCCAGGUAUGGCCCGCCCCUCCCCCAUGCCAGGCCUUCACCACACCCUGGGAGCCCUGGGCCUAACCCACCCGGGGACACUGAAGGCUGGGGCUGGUAAAGCUUUUGUAAACUUGGCAGGCGGGAGGGGCAGGUGCCCCCUCUCAGGCCUCGCCAUGCCAGGGCUCAGGGAGACGAGCUGGAGUGUGGGGGGCUCUAUGUGUUUCCCUAACCCCCCUUCCUGAAAUCCAAAAAAUGGAGGCUGCAGGCUGGGUCCAAGACAAUAUAAGCAAGUUUGGACUUGUCCCUGGGCUGGUGCUCCCCACCUGCGGUGGAAGGGCACUGCCACCCCCACCCUGGCAGCCCCAGUGCACGGCUGCGUAUCACAGUGGCUUGCCCAGUGUGAGUUUCUUGGGGGGAAGAGGGCAGGGGUUGGGGCACCGGGCAAGGGCAGAGCUGCAAGACCGAGAGGUCUGAGGGAGGAGCAAAACGAGGGGAGGGAGGAAGCACUUUAUUGAAUCUUAUUCAUCGGCCCCCUUUGUGGGCCUUAACAGAAGCCGCCUUGGACAGCCCUGCCAGGCUGGCGUGGCAAGGGCAGCGGGGGGUUUCCUCGUGCUGCCCCCAGAAAGCCUUCGGAUGCCAGAGCGGGUUCGGAGGGGGUGGGCAGGGGGCCGUGGGGAUGGGGGCUAAUAAACUGAAGCCAAAGACCAGCU